UUUUUUUUUUCCCUUUGUCGUCUUUUUCUUUUCUCUUUUUCUUUUUUCUUUUCUCUAUUUCAACCUAUAUAUAAUGUCUCAAAAUUUAUCAGCACUUCGUGAUCAACUUAAAGCAGAAUUACACUCAUCUUCUCCUAAUCUUCAAAAAUGUAACCAACUUUUAGUUCAGUCAAAGAUUGCCAUGAUUCAACUUGGUGCGUAUACACCUACAGCACAACAAAUGGACCCCAAUGCUUUGGUAGUAGCAAGGGAUAUUCUUGAAAUGGGUGCUUAUCAUAGUGUUCGUGUAAAGGACAUUGCCUCUUUUGAACGAUAUAUUGCUCAACUUCAUCCUUAUUAUCAUGAUCUUGCAUCGGCACUUCCUCCUUCACCUCAAAUGUAUCCUUUGAUUGGACUCAAUUUACUUCGUCUUUUAUCACAGAAUCGCCUAUCAGACUUUCAUACAUCAUUGGAAACCAUCGAUUCUGAACAACUACAAUCAAAUCAAUAUAUCAAACAAGCUGUAGAUUUAGAGCAAUUCUUAAUGGAAGGUAGUUACAAUAAAGUCUGGAGUACAAGAAGCACGGUUCAAGGGGAAGAAUUCAUGUUCUUUUAUGAUAUCUUGAUCAAUACCAUUCGAAACGAAAUUGCUAGCUGUAGUGAAAAGGCUUACGAUUCUCUUCCUUUACAAGAUGCUGGAACUUUACUGUUUUUGAAAAACACUCAAGAAUUAUUGGAUUUUGCAAAUGAACGUGGAUGGAAGGUCAAUCCUGCAGAACACAUGGUUCAAUUCGUAGCUGAUGACAAGGAUGCUGUAGAAAUCCCUCAAGAACAAAUCAUUACUCGUACCCUGGCAUAUGCAAGAGAAUUAGAACGUAUUGUGUAGAUAGUGUUAUUGAUUAUUGAAUAAAAAUUAGUUUUAUAUACGUAACUUCAAAUAAAGAAACGUACUUAGUAUUAUGGA
This is a messenger RNA of Halteromyces radiatus, 943 nucleotides long. RefSeq names its product COP9 signalosome. The record is from RefSeq and is a predicted model, not a curated record. Gene Ontology annotation, cellular component: nucleus; proteasome regulatory particle, lid subcomplex; proteasome regulatory particle. The transcript is spliced from 6 exons. The coding region runs from base 74 to 865 and encodes 263 amino acids. Gene Ontology annotation, biological process: proteasome-mediated ubiquitin-dependent protein catabolic process. NCBI's taxonomy places the organism in Eukaryota, Fungi, Mucoromycota, Mucoromycetes, Mucorales, Cunninghamellaceae.